Messenger RNA from Fomitopsis serialis, 1696 nucleotides. Its product is annotated as Vta1 like-domain-containing protein. The coding region runs from base 232 to 1674 and encodes 480 amino acids. Gene Ontology annotation, cellular component: multivesicular body. The record is from RefSeq and is a predicted model, not a curated record. Lineage: Eukaryota; Fungi; Basidiomycota; Agaricomycetes; Polyporales; Fomitopsidaceae. Gene Ontology annotation, biological process: late endosome to vacuole transport via multivesicular body sorting pathway. The transcript is spliced from 4 exons.
CUGCGCCUGACCACACUCUGACUCCGUUGCUCUAUCCUGCGCGUGUGCUCGCUGUGCUCGACAGUUGGCUAACAUCUCUCUGCUGUGAACCUAACAUCUGCUGUGGUCGCCGCGGUUGUGUCACUCACACCCAAGUCCGAACCCGGUCACCAGUGCUAUCCACUUCGUCUAACGCCACUCCGAAAAUCCUCAUCUACACACUACGACAAUACAGACGACCUGGUUGUCAUCAUGACCUUCAUGGACCUACCUGCUGUCCCCCCAGAGCUCAAGAAUGUCACCCCGUAUGUCCAGCGGGCCGAAGAGCUCUUCUCGCAAGAUCCAGUCGUGUCCUACUGGAGUGCAUACUACGGGGCUCAAGUUGGUAUUGCUUCCAAGUCCAAAGCCCCCGCAUCGCGAAAAUACCUCUUCAAUCUCCUCGACGCGCUUGAACGCCUGAAGGUUGAAAUCGGAGACAACGAUGCUGUCCACGAUGAAUUUGCUGCAAGCGCAUACGUUGAGAACUUUGCACUGAAGGUGUUUGGAAUGGCGGACAAUGAAGAUAGGCGAGGAGCAGCAACCCGUGGGACAGCCAAGAAGUUCCUUGCCGCCGCCAACUUUCUCGAGAUCCUCCGCACAUUCGACAAAGAGAAGACAGACGCCGCCUCUCCCACCCCCGAUUCUACUGAAGACAAGAUCCGCUACGCGAAAUGGAAAGCAGCAGACAUUGCAAAGGCAUUCCGCGAGGGUCGUAAGCCCACUCCGGGGCCCGCAGGCUCCGAGCCCGAACCUGCUUCUGCCCCAGCUUCACCUCCUGCCGACGCGCCCUCCUUCACUCGUGCCACGCCUCCGCCUCCAGCCAUCACCGACCUCCCUGCUUCACAACAGGUUGCAUUCUUUCAACAGGACCCUCGGGCGUACGUUCCGGAUGAACUACUCGCACACACACUCCCAGGAGCAUCCUCUUCCGCACAAAGUCUGGCAUGGAGCACGGCGGCCACACCUGGGACGCCAGGGCGCCCUCUCGACGCCGCAACGUCACGUAAUAAUCUGCAGGUGUCAGUGAGCGGCGAGCUCGAGGGCAGGCCCGAUGACGAGAUCACACCAGUGGAGGAGGUGCCGAGUAGGAUGGGAGUGAGGUUCUCCCCAUCCGCGACAGGCGGCGAUUCUCCACCUGCCAAUCCCAGUACUCUACCGCCACCUGCAGAUUCGCAGGAGACAGGUCUUCCGGCAGGCUUCGUUCCCGAGCGGAUCGAGCCCGACCCGAGUGCUCCUCCGAUGGAAGACCUCCCGCCAGGCUUCGUGCCUAGUGCACCCGUCGAUGAACCCGAGGAACCAUCUGCGCCUUAUGGUGAACCAUCUUCGCCUUAUGGUGAACCAUCUUCUAUCCCUCUUUCCCCAGACGCGCCGGUCGUACCUUCGGGCCGACCCGUGGUUCCAUACUCCCCUCCCCCGAGCGUCCCACCGCCUGCUCCGAUCGUAUCCAUUGCGCGUGCGCCUAUGAUGCCAAUUGCCCCGAUGUCACCAAUGCCGGGUUUGGACACCACGGCGACGGCGGUCCCGGUUGAGCUAACCCCGGUGGUCAUUGCGCGGGCGCAAAGGCAUUGCAAGUUUGCGGUCUCGGCGCUGGACUAUGAGGAUGCGGAGCAAGCCCGGAAGGAGCUGAGGACUGCGCUGAGGUUGUUGGGCGGUUAGACCCGUCGUCUGCUUGCGCGCU